GCGAGUUCCGCAUGGCGUGCCAGCUCGGGACGAAGGCAUUCAGGACCCGACGCCAUCCGCAGCAGCGCCCUGGAGCACCAGCGCCUGUCGGACCACCGAGAGCAGCAGGCACUGGCGGCUGCUCUCGAGGCCUCGCAGGCAGAGCACCUGCGGCAGGAGAGCGGCAGCGUUUGGAGGACCGCCCGGACCAGGAGCGCGAGGAGCAGCGGUUGUUGGCCCAGGUCAUCGAGGCCUCCUACCGGGAGCAGAGCGCCGCCGACGAGGAGUUCCGUCGCCAGCUGGAGGCCGCGGCCAGCGAGUCGGCGGCGCUGGCGGGCCUCGAGGCGCCCAGGGGCGGCGCCGCCGGCCCAGAGGUGGCGAGGGCCGCGUCG
Messenger RNA from Prorocentrum cordatum, 371 nucleotides. Lineage: Eukaryota; Dinophyceae; Prorocentrales; Prorocentraceae. The record is from the annotation of a GenBank genome assembly.